Pelodiscus sinensis (Chinese soft-shelled turtle) is the source of this 4847-nucleotide messenger RNA. RefSeq names its product trophoblast glycoprotein like (gene TPBGL). Gene Ontology annotation, biological process: negative regulation of canonical Wnt signaling pathway. Gene Ontology annotation, cellular component: plasma membrane. The record is from RefSeq and is a predicted model, not a curated record. Gene Ontology annotation, molecular function: protein binding. NCBI's taxonomy places the organism in Eukaryota, Metazoa, Chordata, Testudines, Trionychidae.
CCUGGCUGCUUCUCCAGAGCUAACACAGUGAGGCGCGUUCUCCUCCCUUUCCAACAGAGACAGGAUAGCGCUGACCCGAGAGAAACUCUAAAGAGGGGCAACCCCCCGCAGGGCGCCGGGGCUACACACACAGCCCAGGGGAGGGGCGGCGCUCUGAACCGGGCCAGCUCCUGCUACGGAGUGCGAGCGCAGCAGAGGCAGCUGAAAGGGCAGGUGUGAAAUCUUUAUCCUGGGACACCGCUGGCCCACAGAGCCAGCGUGGGAGCUGGCUGUAUCCCGGCUCUCCCCUCCCCCACACUCAGGCGACUGCUGCCCCCUGGCUGGGCUGGGCUGGGCCACUUGGGGAGGAGGGAGCUGGAGAGAGGAGGCGCGUUGCUGGGUCUGGCUACCCCGCCCCGGCGCGCAAACCCGAACGGAUCGGGGCGCCUCGCUGCCUCCUCCCCGCGCAGAGUUUAAUCCUCCCCAGAGAAGGGCAGGGGCAGGUCUGCGAGCCCCCCCAUCGGUGCAGGGAGACGUCAGGGGACUGCCAGCGCCAGCAGCGGCUGCCGGGCUGCGGGAGCUCGGACCCCACCCCCGCCCCUCCCCUCCGCUCCCGGGGCUCUCACUUUGGGAGCCGCGUCGCUCCCGUUCACACUUGGCGGCGGGCGCUGGGCGGGCGUGUGAUGAGGCGGCCCGGCUCCCGCAGGCUCCCGGAGCUGUGAGCGGGAUCCCCGGGGGGCGCUUUCGGAGUCCCCCCGCCCCCGCUCCCCGCAGGGACUCGAUGCCCAGGCAGGGAGGAUGGCAGGGAGGCGGCCGGCGGGCGCCGGGGCGCUGCGGCUGCUGAGAGCCCGCGGGCGCGCCCUCUCCCUGCUCCGCUGGCUGGGCAUGCUGCUGCUGCCGCCGCUGCUGCAGGCCGGGCAGGGCUGCCCCGAGCACUGCUCCUGCUUCUCCACACCGGAGUUCGUCCAGUGCAGCGACGUCCCCCUGCGGGAGCCGCCGCCGGACCUGCCCCGCGGCGUGCGCACCCUCAGCAUCGCGGGCGGCAACCUGACGGUGCUGAGCCGGGCGGCCUUCGCCGGCAACGGGAGCCGGCCGCUGGGCAACCUGAGCCUGCUGCUGCUGGCCCGGGACAACAUCCAGACCAUCGAGGAGCGCGCCUUCCAGGGGCUGCCCAGCCUGGAGGAGCUGGAUCUCAGCCUCAACCCGCUGCGCGCCCUGGCGGCCGGCGCCUUCCGCGGCUGCCCGCGGCUCCGCACCCUCAAACUCAACCAGGCGCUGCUGCUGCUGGGCGAGGAGCCGCUGGCCGGCGCCCUGCGCAACCUCAGCCUACGGCGGCUGGAGCUGGCGGGCAACGAGCUGCGGGAGCUGCCGGGCGCCGCGCUGCCGGACGGACUGGAGGAGCUGGACCUGCGGAACAACUCGCUGCAGGGGCUGAGCCCCGAGGAGCUGGCCCGCCUGGACUCGGCCCCGCUGGGCAGGCUCCAGCUCUACCUGGACGCCAACCCGCUGCGCUGCGACUGCGCCCUGCGCCCGCUGCUGGACUGGAUGCGCAACGCCAGCUGGAGGGUGCCCGACGCGCACAGCCUGCGCUGCGCCGCCCCGCGGGAGGUGAGCGGCACCGAGGAGCUGCACCCCCGCCUGGAGCAGCUGGGCUGUGGGGCAGGCCGGGAGCUGAGGCCCGAGGAGGCCGGCGAGCAGGAGGAGCUGGAGACCGCCUCCUACGUCUUCUUCGGCAUCGUGCUGGCGCUGAUUGGGGUCAUCUUCCUCAUGGUGCUGUACCUCAACCGCAGGGGCAUCAAGCGCUGGCUCAACAACCUGCGGGAGGCCUGCCGGGACCAGAUGGAGGGUUACCACUACCGCUACGAGCAGGACACCGACCCGCGCCGGGCCAGCGCCAGCCCCUCCUCGGGACUCUGAGCCGGGGCCACCUCUGGGCCAGAGAGCCCUGACCCCUGCCCUUGGGGAUCCCACCCUAUCAGCCCUGCCCCCACGCGCCCCUCCCCUCCAGCUCCCCCAAUCCGGAACUUUGGGAAGCCCUGCCCAAUGCCCGCUAGGGGACCCCACCCCUCUGACAUCCAGCUGUUGGGGAUUCCCCCCUUGCAGCCAGAUCCUACCACUCCAGUCCCCAACCCUGGGGUUUGGAAAGCCCACCCAUCCAGCCCUAGGCCCUUGGGGAUUCCCCCCUUCCAGUACCCACUCCCCUGGCUCUUGGGGAUUCUACCUUAUUACCCAAUGAGUGUUACCCACAUGCAUGCAUAAGGCUACCACUACCCAGGAAAUCCCCACAGCACUUCACCUAGAGAUGGCUUGGUGCAGGAGAUACCUGUUCACUCCUCUCCCCAGGAGAAUACCCUUCACCAAUCCGCAUCCAUUACCCCAGGAAUACAUACCGCACCCACCCACCCACUACUUGGGAAUACUCCCUUCUCCCUUCCUGCCCAACAGAGGGCACUUCCAACCAGGACAACACCCACCUGUCCAGGGAACACCCAGCAACAAUACCCCUCCACCAACCCCCACCUCCAACAGAACAGUUCUGUGCUAGUCUGCUUGGGGUAGUGCAGGAUCCAUCCUUGGGACAAUAAUCCCCCAAACAAGAAAACUACCCAGGAGUCCCCCUGCUCCACCCCCUCCUCCCUCACUUCCCAGAAGAAUACACCCCCUCAAGGGCCCUGGGAAUUGUGAAUGUACCAGAGCUACGCAUCUUCAAAGGAUUAACCUGCAUUAGAGCACACCCAUGUUCCCCCCAGUGUUCUAGGGACAUACGAAUGUACAGGAUUCUGCAUGUAGAAUUAACCCCUCGGUGGUGAAUUCACUGGCUCCACCCUGAGAGGCCCUUCUCUCCCCACCCCUGUGAUCCAGGUGGGGUAUGAAUGUACAGGAAACACCCAGAUCCAUGCAGAAUUAACUCCCAUCCAGGACUAUGCAGCAACCCCUCCUGAAUAACCUGCCCACAGUCCAUGGGUGUGCAGAAUCUAGCUCAACAGAACACACCCCCUUCUGAAUGAAAGCUCUUCACUCCUCCAGAGUGUGUGACUGCUCACAUGAAUGCACAGAAGAGUUCCAUGCACAAGUGACGCUUAGUUACUCCAGGAUUUGUUUGAUUUUUUUCCUUUAUAAAAAAAAACAAACUUCUGCAACAAGCUUAGAAUCCAACUCCCUUUGAAUUUACUUUGUGCACCUGGACCAUGGGUGAGUUUUUACUUGGCAAAUUGCUGUAAGCAAUGAGCUAGCUGGUGGUAAACUUGUCUCCUGGAUUUUACUGGAGCCUAGACUUUACUUUUACUGUGUACAGUUCUCUUUCUUAGUAUAUUUCUAUUUAACACACACAAAACUAACUUGAUUUUUUUUUCGCUCCAAAAACUGAGGAUGAGAAAACAAAAACAAAAAAAAACACAAGAAAUGAUAUGAUCUGCUGAGUCCAUUUAUGUUUUAUGUUUUUGGUCCACAAAAAUUAUUACUUCUCUCAGGCACAAUAUAAUGCACCUGCACAACAACAACAGCCCUUCCCCACAGGCUGAAUGCAUGUUGCUAAAGCACAUGGAGGCAAUUCAUUUCCAACUGCGAAAUAUAAUCUAGGUGAGGUUGUCUCAGCGAUCUUUGUAACUGUUUGGGGAAAAAAAAGGCUCUCCAUAACUUGCACAGGUUUGGAUUAGAACUGCGCCUGUUAGUAUAUACUAGAGCCAAUACACUGAAAGCUGCAUCCAAUGUAUUGUAUGUUUUCUAUAAAACUUAUUCCAAGAAUUUUGGAAUACUUCAUGGUGGAAGCAAUGUUGUUGUUAUGGUCUGUGUUUUGCAGAGCAAGACAGAUAUGAAAUCAUCUCUGUAAAUAGAUGGUCCAAUAUAAACUUUUGUUCUGUUGCUAGUUCUGUGUUUAGUGAAGGAGAAUGAAUUGAAUGGUUAGUGCACAGCAUUCGGGUUCUAAUCAUUCUGACCGAAACUUGCUAUGGGGUAUAUGGCCAAUAAUUUCCAAAGUGGUGGGGCAUAUGGCUAAUAAUUCUGGGGUUCCUCGGUGUUCCGAUGCCUAACUAUUGGAACGUCUUUAGCCUGUUGUGCCUCCCAGCCCGCCAGCUGGGGAGCAGCAGGUGCUCCGUUUCUCUGGACUCACGCUGAUUUUGGCCUUAAGCUGGUCUCUGUUUGCUUCUCUGUCAAAGCUGGAUAAUAAUGUUUCAUACUUCACAGGAGUGUUGUGAGCCCUAAUAAAUUAAAGCCUGACCCUGCUGACAUCCAGGGGUACAGGAUCCCCAUGUCUAUAGCAUGCUUUGAGAUAUUUGGAAGCAAGGCAACAUGUAAUUAUUAUUGGGCUACCCUAAGGCAUGAGCAAAUCCAGGUCUCAAUUCUGCAAACUGCUCCACAUAGGAUGUCUCCUGUGGCUAAGCAAGUCCCCCUGAAAGUCCAAGGGGAAAGCUGUGCAGAGCAGCUCUGAGGAUAGGAAGCGAAGAGACUUGCAGUCCUUGCUCUGGCAAAUCUCAAGUAAAGAAUUCAGGCUCAGUGUGAAAAGCAUCCUACGCACAUGGGGUGUGGAUCCGUUCCUGUUGACUCCAAUGGCAAAGUCCCCAUUGGCUUCCAUGGAACUCAGACCCCUAACUCACACAAAUGCUUUUCAAAAUUCCACCUGUGGGUUCCUGCAUAUGAACUUAGAAGCCCAACUUUUCAGCUCCACAUGUCAGCCUCUCUGCGUUUUAUAGAAGGAGCUCUCUCUCAGCUCUGGCACCUAAGAUUAACACUCUGACAAAACAUGUCUAUAGGUUUAUGCAGCUUUUUAAUUGCAUGUGGCUUUGUCAGUUUGUGAUACGGUUUAAUCUAAUUAUGCCUGACCUGUCUGCCAGAAACUUUUUGACCAUAUUCAAUAAAUAAAGUUGGCAGAA